GCUCGGGCCGCGCGCUGCCCGCGCCGGGUCCCGGCGGGCGGCGAGGCUGGGGCUGACUACUGCCUCAGGAUGCCGGGGGAGGAGGAGGAGCGGGCCUUCCUGGCGGCCCGCGAGGAGCUGGCCAGCGCCCUGAGGAGGGAUUCCGCGCAGGUGUUUUCCCUAGAGCAGCUCCGGCCGCUCCUAGUCAGCUCUCUGCCGCCAGCCGCCCGCUACCUGCAGCUGGACGCCGCACGCCUGGUUCGCUGCAACGCUCAUGGGGAGCCCCGAAACUACCUCAACACCCUGUCCACGGCCCUGAACAUCCUGGAGAAAUAUGGCCGCAAUCUUCUCAGCCCUCAGCGACCCCGGUACUGGCGUGGCGUCAAGUUUAAUAACCCUGUCUUUUGCAGCACGGUGGAUGCUGUGCAGGGGGGCCGAGAUGUGCUGCGGUUAUAUGGCUACACCGAGGAGCAGCCAGAUGGGUUGAGCUUCCCCGAAGGGCAGGAGGAGCCAGAUGAGCACCAGGUUGCUACAGUCACAUUGGAAGUACUGCUGCUUCGGACAGAGCUCAGCCUGCUGUUGCAGAAUACUCAUCCACGACAGCAGGCACUGGAGCAGCUGUUGGAAGACAAGAUUGAAGAUGAUAUGCUGCAGCUUUCAGAACUUGACCCCCUAUUGAGAGAGAUUGCUCCUGGCCCCCUCACCACACCUUCUGCCCCAGGCUCCGCUCUUGGUCGCUGCUUCCUCUGUGGUUCUGCCCCAGGCACACUGCACUGCCCAUCCUGUAAACAUGCCCUCUGUCCAGCCUGUGACCACCUAUUCCAUGGACACCCAUCCCGUGCUCAUCACCUCCGCCAGACCCUGCCUGGAGUCCUCCAGGGUACCCACCUGAGCCCCAGUUUACCUGCCUCAGCCCAACCACGGCCCCAGUCGACCUCCCUACUGGCCCUAGGAGACAGCUCUCUUUCUUCCCCUAAUCCUGCAAGUGCUCGUUUGCCCUGGCACUGUGCUGCCUGUGCCAUGCUAAAUGAGCCUUGGGCAGUGCUCUGUGUGGCCUGUGAUCGGCCCCGAGGCUGUAAGGGGUUGGGGUUGGGAACUGAGGUUCCCCUUGGAACUGGAGGCCUAGAACUUGAGCUUACACGGGGUCGGUGGGCCUGCCAGAGCUGUACCUUUGAGAAUGAGGCAGCGGCUGUGCUCUGUUCCAUAUGUGAGCGACCUCGGCUGGCCCAGCCUCCCAGCUUGGUGGUGGAUUCCCGAGAUGCUGGCAUUUGCCUGCAACCCCUUCAGGGGGAUACUUUGCUGGCCUCUGCCCAGACUCAAGUCUGGUACUGUAUUCACUGUACCUUCUGCAACUCAAGCCCUGGCUGGGUGUGUGUUAUGUGCAACCGGACAAGUAACCCCAUCCCAGUACAACAUGCCCCCCAGCCCCAUGCCAGCUCUUUGGAAAAGGGACUCCCCAAGCCUGGGCCCCCACGACGCCUUAGUGCCCCUCUGCCCAGUUCCUGUGGAGACCCUGAGAAGCAGCGCCAAGACAAGAUGCGGGAGGAAGGCCUCCAGCUAGUGAGCAUGAUCCGGGAAGGGGAAGCCGCAGGUGCCUGUCCAGAGGAGAUCUUCUCGGCUCUGCAGUACUCAGGCACUGAGGUGCCUCUGCAGUGGUUGCGCUCAGAACUGCCCUACGUGCUGGAGAUGGUGGCUGAGCUGGCUGGACAGCAGGACCCUGGGCUGGGUGCCUUUUCCUGUCAGGAGGCCCGGAAAGCCUGGCUGGAUCAUCAUGGCAACCUUGAUGAAGCUGUGGAGGAGUGUGUGAGGACCAGGCGAAGGAAGGUGCAGGAGCUUCAGUCUCUAGGCUUUGGGCCUGAGGAGGGGUCUCUCCAGGCAUUGUUCCAACAUGGAGGUGAUGUGUCACGGGCCCUGACUGAGCUACAGCGCCAACGCCUGGAGCCCUUCCGCCAGCGCCUCUGGGACAGUGGCCCUGAGCCCACCCCCUCCUGGGAUGGGCCGGACAAGCAGAGCCUGGUCAGGCGGCUUUUGGCAGUCUACACACUCCCCAGCUGGGGCCGGGCAGAGCUGGCACUGUCGCUGCUGCAGGAGACACCAAGGAACUAUGAGUUGGGGGACGUGGUAGAAGCUGUGAGGCACAGCCAGGACCGGGCCUUCCUGCGCCGCUUGCUUGCCCAGGAGUGUGCUGUGUGUGGCUGGGCCCUGCCCCACAACCGGAUGCAGGCCCUGACUUCCUGUGAGUGUACCAUCUGUCCUGAGUGCUUCCGCCAGCACUUCACCAUCGCCUUGAAGGAGAAGCACAUCACAGACAUGGUGUGCCCUGCCUGUGGCCGCCCUGACCUCACUGAUGACACACAGUUGCUCAGCUACUUCUCUACCCUUGACAUCCAGCUUCGAGAGAGCCUAGAGCCAGAUGCCUAUGCAUUGUUCCAUAAGAAGCUGACCGAGGGUGUGCUGAUGCGGGACCCCAAGUUCUUGUGGUGUGCCCAGUGCUCCUUUGGCUUUAUAUAUGAGCGAGAGCAGCUAGAGGCCACGUGUCCCCAGUGUCACCAGACCUUCUGUGUGCGCUGCAAGCGCCAGUGGGAGGAACAGCACCGAGGUCGGAGCUGUGAGGAUUUCCAGAAUUGGAAACGCAUGAACGACCCAGAAUACCAGGCCCAGGGCCUAGCAAUGUAUCUUCAGGAAAAUGGCAUUGACUGCCCCAAAUGCAAGUUCUCGUAUGCCCUGGCCCGGGGAGGCUGCAUGCACUUUCACUGCACCCAGUGCCGCCACCAGUUCUGCAGCGGCUGCUACAAUGCCUUUUAUGCCAAGAAUAAAUGUCCAGAGCCUAACUGCAGGGUGAAAAAGUCCCUGCACGGCCACCACCCUCGAGACUGCCUCUUCUACCUGCGGGACUGGACUGCUCUUCGGCUCCAAAAGCUGCUACAGGACAAUAACGUCAUGUUUAAUACAGAGCCUCCAGCUGGGGCCCGGGCAGUCCCUGGAGGUGGCUGCCGAGUGAUGGAGCAGAAAGAGGUUCCCAAUGGGCUCAGGGACGAAGCUUGUGGCAAGGAAACUCCAGCUGGCUAUGCCGGCCUGUGCCAGGCACACUACAAAGAGUAUCUUGUGAGCCUCAUCAAUGCCCACUCACUGGACCCAGCCACCCUGUAUGAGAUGGAAGAGCUGGAGACGGCCACUGAGCGCUACCUACGUACGCCCCCAGCCUUUGGCUGGAGAGGAUCCCCCUGCCUACCAGGCCCGCUUGUUACAGAAGCUGACAGAAGAGGUGCCCUUGGGACAGAGUAUCCCCCGCCGGAGGAAGUAGCUGAGAGCAAGGGUCCCAUGAGGGUCCCAUGGCCUGCUCCCUCAGGAACAGCUCCAGCACCAAUAAAGAGGAUGGCAUCAGGCAGGGCACGCUGUACCCGAAAACUCCGGAACUGGGUGGUGGAGCAAGUGGAGAGCGGGCAGUUCCCCGGAGUGUGCUGGGAUGAUGCAGCUAAGACCAUGUUCCGGAUUCCCUGGAAGCAUGCAGGCAAGCAGGACUUCCGGGAGGACCAGGAUGCUGCCUUCUUCAAGGCCUGGGCAAUAUUUAAGGGAAAGUAUAAGGAGGGGGACACAGGAGGCCCCGCUGCCUGGAAGACUCGCCUACGCUGUGCACUCAACAAGAGUCCUGAAUUUGAGGAAGUUCCUGAGAGGGGCCGCAUGGAUGUUGCUGAGCCCUACAAGGUGUAUCGCCUGCUGCCACCAGGAACCCUCUCUGGAGGGACUCAGAAAUCACCAUCAAAGCAACAGCACAGUUCUGUGUCUUCUGAGAGGAAGGAGGAAGAGGGUGCCAUGCAGAACUGUACACUCAGUCCCUCUGUGCUCCAGGACUCCCUCAAUAAUGAAGAGGAGGGAGCCAGUGGGGGAGCAGUCCAUUCAGACAUCGGAAGCAGCAGCAGCAGCAGCAGCCCUGAACCACAGGAAGGUACAGAUACAACUGAGGCCCCCUUACAAGGGGAUCAGGUGUCCCUGGAGUUUCUACUUCCUCCAGAGCCAGACUACUCACUGCUGCUCACCUUCAUCUACAACGGGCGCGUGGUGGGCGAGGCCCAGGUGCAAAGCCUGGACUGCCGCCUCGUGGCUGAGCCCUCAGGCUCUGAGAGCAGCAUGGAGCAGGUGUUAUUCCCCAAGCCUGGCCCACUGGAGCCCACGCAGCGCCUACUGAGUCAGCUUGAGAGGGGCAUCCUGGUGGCCAGCAACCCCCGAGGCCUCUUCGUGCAGCGCCUUUGCCCCAUCCCCAUCUCCUGGAAUGCACCCCAGGCUCCACCUGGGCCAGGCCCACAUCUGCUGCCCAGCAACGAGUGUGUGGAGCUCUUCAGAACUGCCUACUUCUGCAGAGACUUGGCCAGGUACUUCCAGGGCCUGGGCCCCCCACCCAAGUUCCAGGUAACACUGAAUUUCUGGGAGGAGAGCUGUGGCCCCAGCCAUACUCCACAGAAUCUUAUCACAGUGAAGAUGGAGCAGGCUUUUGCCCGACACUUACUGGAGGAGACUCCAGAGCAGCAGGCAGCCAUUCUGUCCCUGGUGUAGAGCCUGGGGAGCCCAUCUUCCACCUCACUUCUUUGUUCUGCCUGUCUCCUUUGAAAUAGACUCAUUCUUCACAUGAUUGACCUGUCCUCCUCGUGAUAAUUCUCAGUGGUUGUCUGUGAUAGUUGUGUCCUUAAAAUCCUCGCACACACUGGCUGGUGGAGAACUCAAGGCUAAUAUUUUGUCCUUUCUUUUUUUAAAUUUUUUAUUUUUUGGAUUUUGAGAUACACACCUUCUUUCAUGUGUAAGGGACUGAGAAAUUCAAACGGUGUGAACCCAGGGAUCUUUCCCUCUUUCCUGACCUCCCAACUCUAAAGCCAAGCACUUUAUAUUUUCCUCUUAGUUAUUCACUAAGGAUUUAAAAUAAAAUUUUAUUGAAAGAGGAA
This is a messenger RNA of Callithrix jacchus (white-tufted-ear marmoset), 4913 nucleotides long. The record is from RefSeq and is a predicted model, not a curated record. Lineage: Eukaryota; Metazoa; Chordata; Mammalia; Primates; Cebidae.